GCAUUGUUUACGCCAAAUGUUAGUAUUCACAGACAAUCGCACUGCGUUACUUAAUUGAAUUCCUGUGUGUUUGUCCAUCUAAAAGUCCUUAAGCCGGCAGAGCGAAAACACUCCCACUACUCAUUGACUUGUACUACUUAGCGCUGCGGGGCAGUCGAUAGAACAUAUUUUCUGACACGUGCACGUUCUAUAUAGCUGCGUAUAAACCCAGUCAUUUCCAUGUGUACUGGUCAGCCGCCUACUAGAUUAUGAAGUUGCAUGUUUAUCAUUAUAGCGUCGUUACUGCGCAUGCGCGUCAACAUCGCAAGAAGCCCAAUAUGUUCUUCGCUCUCAGUGUGUGCACAGCGCAGUCAGUGAUGAUGUUGCGAUAAGUACAUGGGAGUCACCUCCUGCUCCGGCUGGAUCUCUGCGCGGCGCGGGCAGCCAGCAGCUCCUCGCUCAGCUGCUCUCUGGCGGCGCCUCCUCCGUCUCCGUUACUGCACGUCCGUCCUGCCCCGGAGGAAGCUCGUCCGGCGCUGUGGAGUGAUAAGCAAGUCCCCAGUUCCUAGGAAGUCCUUCUGUGAAAAUCUAUCACCAAAGAAGUGGGAGACCCUUGACUUCAACAUUGCCAGAGCAAAUAGCUUGUUCCUUAAACUGGAGGAUUUUUUCUGGCAACAGAGACCCUCAUCUUUACCAUUACCUUAUGGACUGAAAGGCAGUGAGCUCUUUCUGCUGAAAAUUUUAGCAGUUACUGCCAGUUACAAAAUGCCGGAGAGCAUCAGCAAACUGGACUGCAGAACCUGCGUGGUGGUUGGUAAUGGAUACGGUGUCAAGAACAGUUCCUUGGGGCCGGUUAUAAACAAAUACGAUAUUGUAAUCCGAUUAAACAAUGCCCCGGUAAGGGGCUACGAGAACGACGUGGGAAACAAGAGCACACUGCGGUUCUUCUACCCUGAGUCGGCAUCCCCGAACCCCGACGCGCACAACGACCCCGACACGCUCAUGGUCCUGGUGCCCUUCAAACAGAACGACCUGCGGUGGCUCAAAGAGAUCCUGUACAACGAAAAGAGGGUGAGGAAAGGAUUCUGGAAACCACCUCCCCAGAUAUGGCAAGGCAAAAGCAGCCACAUUCGCAUUUUGGACCCCUACUUCCUGUACCAAACUGCAAGCAAGGUGCUUAAAAUUCCUGUUCAGCCAAAGGGUAAGGAGAAACCUGUUCACCCCACCACUGGGAUCCUGGCCAUAUAUGUGGCCCUGAGUUACUGUGAUGUUGUUCACGUGGCGGGUUUCGGGUAUCCUCAGUCGAAGAAUCAGAAGCAUCCCAUACACUAUUAUGGAUCGGACACCAUGAAAUCCAUGAAGGACUCCUACCAUGACCUUUCCCAUGAAGCAGAGGCCUUGAAGAGGCUGGAGGAUGCUGGGCUCAUUCAGUAUCUUCACCCCCAUUCCUGACACCUGCCUACUGGUACCACCCACGGCCCUGGACUGCUCCAUGUUCCUCUCUACCGCAAUGGCAAAAAGCACAACCAACCUGACUGCAGACAAGGAACAGA
Messenger RNA from Scleropages formosus (Asian bonytongue), 1532 nucleotides. RefSeq names its product CMP-N-acetylneuraminate-beta-galactosamide-alpha-2,3-sialyltransferase 4-like. Gene Ontology annotation, molecular function: sialyltransferase activity. The coding region runs from base 376 to 1431 and encodes 351 amino acids. Lineage: Eukaryota; Metazoa; Chordata; Actinopteri; Osteoglossiformes; Osteoglossidae. The transcript is spliced from 10 exons. The record is from RefSeq and is a predicted model, not a curated record. Gene Ontology annotation, biological process: glycolipid biosynthetic process.